Annulohypoxylon truncatum is the source of this 2960-nucleotide messenger RNA. RefSeq lists its product as uncharacterized. The transcript has a single exon. The record is from RefSeq and is a predicted model, not a curated record. The coding region runs from base 325 to 2484 and encodes 719 amino acids. NCBI's taxonomy places the organism in Eukaryota, Fungi, Ascomycota, Sordariomycetes, Xylariales, Hypoxylaceae.
GUGGGUACCGUUUAGUUACAGCGAAGGUGCAGGCUGUACAGGGCAGCCGGGGUGAAGUUCUGUGUAACUUACCUCGAGUCUUGGUGCAUUUUCUUUGCCCUGGCCAUAGAGAAUUCAUCUGCAUCAAAACAUCGUCUCGCAUCACCUCCGCGUCACCUGCUUACCUAUCAUAUCAAUAUCUGUCCUUACCUACCUAGGUACCUUAGGUAGAAUAGAAAAAUAGCACCAGCCUUGUUUUCUUCUUCUUAUUAAAAAACUAUCGACUUCGUCCCCCAUUUCCCUAUCUAAGAUGCGGUUGCGGAGUUGCCGAAUAACACAUCCUGAAUGGCUACUACAGUCGAUCGUCGUUGUGUAAAUCUGGCCAGAAAUAAUUCUUUGGCUCUUCCCGAAAGCUUCAGAUCUCCCCCUUCCGACCAUGCCCGCCAUCAUGACGUAUACGGUCCUUCCACCGAAUCUAGUAGUCGAGCUUCCAUUAUGUCUACUGAGGAUAUCCCUUUGGAAUUAUCCCGUACGUUAACGACCGGAUCCGAGGGCUGGUCCGACUCCGAAGACGACGACUCUUCCGUUACAUCUGACACCUCUCACGCCCGUAUCGCUCGCCGACCGCAUUUCCCCCCAGUUCUCCCAUCCGUAAACUCCUCUUCUAGUAUAUCCAAGAGUCUUCCACAGAAGUUGGCUGCAACCAUUUCUGCUGUUGAGAGGACUAGUUUAACUCAUCGCCCGCAAAUUCCAAGCAAGUCUCAAUCACCAUCUGCUCGCUUUCGACGCGUGAAGUCACCGCCGCUAUCUUCCCAGACUCAAAGAGAGUCGCUUAUUUCUAAUGCCCUCCGAGCCCAGCACCCGUCAGAACCCCACAGCUUGCCAAAUACUCUUCACGUACCCCCAAGUCGGCAGACGCGGCCAAUACCACAUGGCAUCGACGAGAUGAUAUCGGGGCCGAAAGGCGCCCCUACCAAUAGAGAACUCGGGUUCAGACCGCAUGUCUGGAAAGGUUUUGAUGCGGAAAGUGAAGUGAGCGACGAUGAUGACCAGUCCGGAUUAGUCAGCUUUGACAACGAUGAGGAUAGCGACCAGGACGACGCGUCUAGUCGCGUUUCUCGUAGCUUCCAGCGACUAACCACUCAUUUCUCUAGACUUAGAGACCGGAGAACUAACCUACGCGAAAUAUUUAACGGUGUACAGCUAAAACGGACUCAAGUCCAAGAGAUGCGUCAUGUCAAAGAUGACGCUACACUCGCGUUCAUGACUGCCGUGCAGGGUCUCCUCCCGGAUAACCCGGGACUAGAUAAGUUCUUUAAGGAUAUGCGAGAUGCCCAACUUAGAUGCCAGGAGGCGGAACAACGCUUUGACGAUAUGCUGGAUGAACUGCAACAUGGCGAGGUUGAGCUGGAAUUGGAAGAACAAAGAUUCUAUACCGCUGCCGCGGUCAUAGAUAGCACUGCACCCGACGAUGAAUCCGAUGAUGAUAAUUGUUCUCAGGUUUCGGAUAAUUCAAUGCUACGAGGAAUUACUGGUGAUCGCCCGGAAGAUAUCCAUCCCCUAUUUGAAGGACUUCGAGAGGCAUCUCGAAACAUCCAGUUAGCCAGGGAGCUCUUGGUGAACACCCAAAUGAAGAGGAAAGCCCUGAGUGCAGGCAAGUCUCAUUUGUUGUCCCCUGAUAGUAUCGAACUAUUAGAAAGUUAUGGUGAAGCCGGGAAGAAACGAGCCCUCGAACUCAAGCGAUUAGGGGUCAUGUCGCAAGACGACAUAGAGAUGCUACAAGACUACGACAACUUGGAGCAGAGAGCCCUUUUUGACAUUGAUCGUUACACCAAAGAAGCCGUGCGAUUGGAGAAUGAGUGUCGCGAGAAACGGGUCAUGCCCAAAAACACCCCCUUUCAGCAAGAAGGGUUUGGAUUUAAUCCCGUGUAUUCAGACGAGAUUCGCCUAGGAGAUGAAUUAUUUGAUAGACCUUCCAAGGGGCAAUCCAAGACGCUAGCACAUCCUAUGUUUCCGAAGCUAUUAUCUAAUCCCACAUACCUUCUUGAGGAGUUCCCCCAGACUGCCCAACAGUCACUCCGACAAGCCAUAUCGCUCCCCCAGCAUUUACCAACUCGUCAGAAGCAUAUCGAAAAUGCAGCUCGUGAAGUUAACAUUCAUUCGCUCCUCAAGGAGGCCGGGGAUCGGGGUGGGGACAAGAGGGGAUACAUCAACCGUUGGCUACUUCACAAACUUCAUUUAUCGUCCAUGGAAGCUGAGCUCCUGUGGUCCACCUUUCAUUCCCGUCUUAAAGUCCUCAAUGUUGACAGAUGGCAACAAGACGUCCUUCAUUUGUGGUGGAAAGACCAAGCUGCCAAUCUACCACCCGCUCAGUUUGAAGGGGUUUACGAAGAUCGCAGCUCAGCCUCGAUCAAUCCAAGACCGGAUCUACCUUCGAGAUGCUAUUCCGACUCUCAUCAGUUAGAUCAUAUGAGACUCUGGGAUAUUGAAGAAGCCUGGAGUUAGAACAUUGUUGUUAUUUAUUUUUUGGCUACACCGCAUUCUUGUAUUUUGUAUAUAGCCUCCAGUGGCUAUUCUUGGCUGUGUUAGCUUUGUUAUUUCAAGGUUCGAUCAGGCCGGAUCUUGGUUUCACGGAACGCAAAAAGGCAGCGAACCGUGUUAGGAGAGAUUGAUUUACGGACUCAUAUACCCCAUUUGCGAUUUGAUAUCAUUAUGGAGUUUUAGUCAUUGGAUGGGAAUGGUUGAGGCUGGUUUACUGUUUUGUCUCUAUCGAUGCUAGUUUGCGGGAAGAAUCUGGCUGUACAACUUCGAUGGCGUUCGGUUAUACCCCAAAGCUCCUGGGUCCAGACCAAUAUCGCUCGGAACAAGGUAGUCGUCAGUCAUCAGGAACUUCGCCCUUUCCAGAUGAGACGAUUAUCCACCUAGCGUGUCGAGUUUUCAAGCUUUACAAUACAAACAUUUAUCUACCUUCCUCCCCUAAA